Symbiodinium sp. CCMP2456 is the source of this 768-nucleotide messenger RNA. NCBI's taxonomy places the organism in Eukaryota, Dinophyceae, Suessiales, Symbiodiniaceae. The record is from the annotation of a GenBank genome assembly.
AUGCCCGAAAUUCCAGAUCCCUUAGAGGAGGUAGAUCUGUCCAAGGAGGAGCCGCUGGAUGAUUUCCCUGAGGGUGCAGGUGUAGGGCUAACUGAAGAAGAAGCGAGGGAUAUCUUAGAGAAUCUUAGUGAAGAUGAUGGCCCACCUCUUCCGCCUCCGCUGCACGCUCCGGACGACGGUUAUAGCCCCUCGAAAGAGGAGGCCGAGAGCCAAGAUGCUGAGGAGGAGAAAGAGGGAGAAGAGGCGCAGGAGGAGGAAGCUGACGACGAGGAGGAGGCACUUCCGAAUCGCGGUCCUCAAGAAGGGGAUUGGGAGUUUGAGUACUCUGAUCUCAAGGAGCCACUGCAGUCAGACAGACUCAUGUUCUGUGUUCCGCUGCUUGACAACAAGUCUCCUUGCGUUCUUGAAGCCCUUCAAGAAAUUUACCUCUACUUGCGGGCACUGAAUCUUCCAGUUUUGCGCUUGCAUACCGAUAGGUUGUUGAGCCUCCUGAGUGCCCUGAGCAGUUUGAGGGCGAGUCGCAAGCGCCACGGUGUAGUGCACAGACUUGAAGAGGAUGAAGUUUUCGAGUUGGAUCCUAAGCGGCAUCAUUUCGUAACUCCCUUCAAGGGCACCCGUGUCGUUGUAAUAGGCUACACUUCCGAUGUGCUUGGAAAGGCCGAAAAAGAUGACCUCGACGGCUUAGCAGAUUUGGGUUUUCCCCUCCCAGACUCGGCCUAUCUCCAGGCUCCACGUCUGUCUCAAGUACAGGAGGAGGAGGCCACUAAG